Messenger RNA from Dioscorea cayenensis subsp. rotundata (Guinea yam), 832 nucleotides. RefSeq lists its product as uncharacterized. The coding region runs from base 135 to 551 and encodes 138 amino acids. The transcript is spliced from 2 exons. Lineage: Eukaryota; Viridiplantae; Streptophyta; Magnoliopsida; Dioscoreales; Dioscoreaceae. The record is from RefSeq and is a predicted model, not a curated record.
UUUUUCUUUUGAAUAUCAAAGGCAUCAGAUUUGGAGAAAUGAGUAGCAUGAGGCUGGCGUGGAAGGUUUUUGUUUGUUUCUAUGAGGUUCUGUAAUUUUCUUGUGGUUUUGUGAUUGGAAAGUAGCCUGAAUUAAUGGGAAGAGGCAGAGGGAAGGGAAAGAAGUUGACUGUUGUUGCUGGUCAUGACGACCCGGGGAGCGGUGGUGAAGAACCUCUUCCCCCGUAUAAGAGAAGGGGAAGGCCUCAGAAGCCAUUGAAGGAUGGCAUUGAUGAGGAUGAUACUGAAAAGAUUGAAGAAGAAGAGGAAGAAGGAGAUGAUACAAAGCCGACCAUAUCCAGUAAACAAGUGAAGGGUGCCGUGGUAGAGAAUGGAAGGAAGAGGAAGCGGCAACAACUGAAAGAAAAUUCUGACUCGGCUUUAGAUGAAAAUGGUGCUGGCACAAAAUCCAGCAUUGAGGAUCCUGCUAAACCUAAUGGUUUUCGGCAAAAUGGAAACCGACGUAAGAGCAAACCUCGGCGUGCUGCUGAAGCGGGAGUUGAGUGCAAGUGAUGUCUCUGAUAGUCAGUGACGACGGGCGUUUUCCUUGUUACAAACAGAGGAUCAUACAGUAUCGACGUCCUUUUGGUAUCCAAAUUUUGUGUUUUGAUGUCUUUACAUUUCCUUUGCUGUUUGCAAUUGAAUUAAAUUGCAAUUGUAGGGUCUGCAUAUACUGCUUUGUUUUAUCUUUCCUUUAAGCAUGAAGCUGUUAUUAGAUAUUCGCAUAACCAUAAUUGUAAUAUCUAUUUCGUGCAAAUUGUAAACUGAAGGCUUUUCUUGUCUUUCCUUUUUUA